Oryza sativa Japonica Group (Japanese rice) is the source of this 2307-nucleotide messenger RNA. The record is from RefSeq and is a predicted model, not a curated record. NCBI's taxonomy places the organism in Eukaryota, Viridiplantae, Streptophyta, Magnoliopsida, Poales, Poaceae.
GAUAGAUAGGUAGAUAUGUGGUGGAUGGUGUUGAGGGCAGUAGCAGUAUCAGGGGCCCUGCUGCUGCUUGUGGUUGUGGGUUCUUCCGCCGCCGGUGCCGGUAGUGGCAGCUGCCAGACAAGGUGCGGCGACGUGGACAUCCUGUACCCAUUCGGCAUCGGCCCCAACUGCUCCCGCGGCGUUGGGUUCGAGAUCGAGUGCAAUACGAGGAACGGCAGCGGCGACUUGGUGCCGACCCUGGCGGCCACCAGCUUGAGCAUCGUGCAGAACCUGUCGGUGGAGUCGCCUCCAAUGGCGAAGGUGAUGCUGCCGGUGGCAUACAAGUGCUACAACGACCCAACAAAAACCCAAGAUUUCAACGGCGAGGUAGAGCUGAACAAGACCGGCGUGUACCGCAUCUCCGAUGAGCUGAACAUGCUGGUCGUCCUCGUCUGCAACACCAUGGUGUACACCAAGAACGGCAACAGUGAGGGCGGCCUAUACCCGUACCUCUACUACACCGGCUGCAUCGCCUACUGCAACGACUCUAGGAGCGCACAAGACGGCAAGUGCGCCGGUGCCGGCUGCUGCCAUGUCGACAUCCCCGGUGGCCUCACCGACAACACCCUCGUCUUCGACUCGUGGAACCGUACCAAGUAGGUAGAUUUCAGCCCCUGCGACUACGCCUUCCUCGUGGCCAAGGAGGAGUACGUCUUCCAGAGGUCUGACCUCAAUAAGGACCUGAACCGGAACAUGCCAGUGUGGCUGGACUGGGCCAUCCGCGACGACGACUCGGCCUGUCCUCCGCUGGCGCUGGGGAAGAAACCACCAGCUGCAUCGUACGCCUGCGUCAGCGACAACAGCGAGUGCGUCUUCUCCACCAACGGCCCCGGUUACUUCUGCAGGUGCCUCCCAGCCUACCAUGGGAACCCUUAUGAGUAUUACGAUGACAAGCAGGGCAAAGAUGUCUGGUAUACUACCAUGCAUAUGUGUGCAGACAUCAACGAGUGCCUAGCGCCCGAGCGGUAUCACUGUAACGGAGUAUGCAACAACAUCCCAGGCAAUGACACGUGUCAUUGCCACGCAGGUUACCAGUCUAAUGAUGCAAAGACACAACAGUGCACUCCUAAGUUCCCCGUUGCAUCAAGAAUUGCACUUGGUGUCUGCUUGGGUUUUUCCUUCCUGAUUGUCACUUUUCUUAUCACACUUGUGAUGUUUCAAAAGCAGAAAAUGAAUGAAUAUUUCAAAAAGAAUGGUGGUUCAAUACUACAGAAAGUGGACAAUGUCAAGAUUUUUUCCAAAGAUGAGCUAAAAAAGAUCACAAAGAACAAUUCAGAGGUUCUUGGUCAAGGAGGCUUUGGUAAGGUAUACAAGGGGACUCUUGGAGAUAAUACUAUUGUCGCUGUGAAGACCUCAAUUGAGGUAAAUGAAGCACGAAAGGAUGAUUUCACAAAUGAGGUAAUUAUUCAGUCGCAAAUGAUGCACAACAACAUUAUCAAACUUUUGGGUUGUUGCUUGGAGGUGGAUGUUCCGAUGUUGGUAUAUGAAUUUGCGGCUAAUGGCAAUCUGCAAGAUAUUCUCCAUGGUGAUGGCAAUAUCCCUCUACCAUUACACUUACGCCUAGACAUUGCAAUUGAAUCUGCCGAAGGUCUAAGAUACAUGCACUCCUCAACUAAUCGUACCAUACGACAUGGCGAUGUCAAACCAGCCAACAUACUUCUAACGGAUAAGUUCAUCCCUAAGAUAUCAGACAUUGGAACUUCCAAGCUUCUUACUGUAGACAAAGACUUUACCAUGUUUGUGGUAGGAAGCAUGGGCUACAUAGACCCAGUGUUCCAUAAGACUGGUCAUUUAACACAGAAGAGUGAUGUGUAUAGCUUUGGAGUUGUACUACUUGAACUCAUAAGUAGAAAGCCAACAAUAUAUGGUGAAAAUUGUAGCCUGAUCAUUGAGUUCCAGCAGUCCUACGAUAAAGAGAAUAGUGGGAGAAUGAUGUUCGACAAGGAUAUUGAAAUUGAAGAAGACAUCCUCAUCCUUGAAGAAAUUGGCAGGCUGGCAAUGGAGUGUUUGAAAGAAAAGGUUGAAGAACGACCUGAUAUGAAGGAGGUAGCAGAACGACUAGUGAUGCUGCGAAGAUCUAGGAAGGGUGGGCAAGGAAGUUAUAGUAUAAGCCCUCAAAACUUUGAGGAGAUCAGCAUCGAGGGGACUCCUAAGAGCUUUGGUGCUGAAAUCAGUGAAAGUAGCAAUGCGGCGGUUUCUGCACCAGCCACUCCAGCCAACUAAGAACUUUCCAAUAUCUGAAUCAAGAACAAUGAGAGAAAAGUUAAA